Molecule: messenger RNA, 1318 nt
Organism: Drosophila teissieri
Lineage: Eukaryota; Metazoa; Arthropoda; Insecta; Diptera; Drosophilidae
Gene: Ir56b
Exons: 2
Coding region: 89-1318 (409 amino acids)
Source: RefSeq, a predicted model, not a curated record
AUGCCAUUUUUUUGCGUGUGGCAUCAAUAAUGUGGCGGCCAUAUAAAAUGUGGUCCUGGCCACACGCCAAUCAGUAGUCGGCCCCAAAAUGCUGCUCGACACGGACCUGGCCGGUGGAGUGAUCCGCUCGCCAUAUAGUUUUGACAUCCCGCACGCCUUUAUCUUCAACGAAUCGCAGUUCGUGGAGCCCAAAUUCUGUGGACCCUACAUGGAGAUAGUGAAGCACUUCGCCCAGGUGUACCACUACAAGCUGCUUCUCGACACUCUCGAGAGUUUGCCCAAGAAAUCGGUGGUGGAGCAGGACAUUGUCCACGGCAAGUACAACCUCUCGCUCCACGGCGUGAUCAUUCGGCCAGAGACGAGCACUGACCUCACCACUGACGCCACCAAGCACAGUUAUCCGCUGGAGCUGAUGACGAACUGCGUGAUGGUGCCCCUUGCGCCCGAGCUGCCCAAGUGGAUGUACUUGGUGUGGCCGCUGGGCAGGUACAUCUGGUCCUGCCUGUUCCUCGGCACCUUCUACGUGGCCCUCCUGCUGAGGUAUGUGCACUGGCGGGAGCCGGGGAAGGCCACCCGAUCCUAUACCAGGAACGUGCUCCACGCCAUGGCUCUGCUGAUGUUCAGUCCCAACAUGAACAUGUCCGUAAAGCUGAAGCACGCCUCGCUGCGCGUCAUUACCUUCUACACGCUGCUCUACGUCCUGGGUUUCAUCCUGACCAACUACCACCUCAGCCACAUGACCGCGUUCGACAUGAAGCCCGUGUUCCUGCGGCCCAUCGACACCUGGUCGGAUCUGAUCCACUCGAGACUGCGGAUCGUUAUCCACGAUUCGCUGCUGGAAGAGCUGCGCUGGCUGCCGGUGUACCAGGCCCUGCUGGCGAGUCCAUCGCGUUCCUACGCCUAUGUGGUCACCCAGGAUGCCUGGCUGUUCUUCAAUCGGCAGCAGCGGGUGCUCAUCCAGCCGUACUUCCACCUGUCCAAGGUGUGCUUCGGUGGCCUCUUCAACGCCCUGCCCAUGGCCUCCAAUGCCAGCUUUGCCGAUUCCCUGAACAACUUAAUUCUCAACGUUUUUCAGGCGGGCUUGUGGAAUUACUGGGAAGAGCUUGCCUUUCGCUAUGCCAAGCAGGCUGGCUAUGCGAGAGUUUUCCUGGACACAUAUCCCGUCGAAUCGCUGAACCUGGAGUUCUUCACCACGGCCUGGAUUGUCAUGACCGCGGGAAUACCCAUUAGCUCGCUGGUUUUCUGCUUGGAGCUUUACGUUCAUCGUCGAAAGGAGAGACUUUCGCAGUAUGACCGAUUCGAGUGUUGCGAUUACUAA